UUGACGAGUUUAGACACGAGAACUCGAAAAGGAGGUACUAAUCUGAAAUUUACACAUCAAUCUGUGAUCCAAGUAACAACUUCUUCUUCUUCUUCCACAGUUCCACUUCAUUUGGUUUAAACACACCAACCAACCACAUAACAUUGUUGCGAGAGAGAUAUUAAACUAUACAUCAUCGCAGAGUGGAAGUUGAAUUCACAUGUCAAAGAAUCAAAUGGCGCCGGCACCGCUAUCGCGGUUCGGCGUACUGGUGGCGCAACUGGAAUCCAUAGUCUCUUCAUUUGCUCACAAAUCUCCCGAGCCACUCCUCUGCUUCGAUCUCUUAUCGGAUCUCAUUUCCGCCAUCGAUGAGGACACUAAGGACAAUAUUAUGGUGUGGCAAAGGAGAUGUGAGGAUGCAUUAUAUUCCUUACUUGUUAUUGGUGCAAAACGGCCUGUGCGUCACUUGGCAUCAGUAGCAAUGGCAAAGAUUAUAUCCAAGGGAGAUGGGAUAUCGAUUUACUCUAGAGCAAGUGGCCUUCAGGGAUUUCUUUCUGACGGGAAGAAGAGUGAACCUCUGAAAAUUGCUGGUGCUGCGCAAUGCUUGGGAGAAUUGUAUAAGCACUUUGGGAGAAAAAUUACUUCAGGUUUGCUUGAAACAACCAAUAUAGCAGCUAAACUUAUGAAAUUCAAUGAGGAAUUUGUAAGACAAGAAGCAUUAUAUAUGCUUCGGAAUGCUCUAGAAGGCUCUGGUGGAAGUGCUGCUUCAACAGCAUAUUCAGAGGGGUUCCGUCUUAUAAUGAGGUCUGCCGCUGGGGACAAGUCGUUUGCUGUGAGAAUAGCUUCUGCAAGAUGUUUGAAGGCAUUUGCUAGCAUUGGUGGUCCAGGCUUAGGUGUGGCAGAACUUGACAAUUCAGCAUCUUAUUGUGUCAAGGCUCUUGAAGAUCCUGUUGCAUCGGUCCGUGACGCCUUUGCUGAAACUUUGGGUUCCUUGCUUGCUCUUGGAAUGAAUCCUGAGGCACAGAUUCAACCAAAGGGAAAGGGCCCUUUACCUCAAGCAAAAAAGCUAGAAGGUGGAUUGCAGAAGCAUUUGAUAUUGGCUUUCACAAAAGCAAGCGGAGUACGUUCAAGGCAUGUUCGGGUUGGCCUGACUCUAUCUUGGGUAUUCUUCUUGCAGGCAAUUCGUAUAAAAUAUCUACAUCCAGAUAGUGAGCUACAAAAUUAUGCACUGCAAGUUAUGGAAAUGCUCCGUGCUGAAACUUCUGUUGAUGCCCAUGCAUUGGCAUGUGUUCUUUAUGUUCUUCGCGUCGGUGUAACAGAUCAAAUGACUGAGCCCACUCAGAGGGAUUUUUUGCUUUUUCUAGGAAAGCAGCUCCAGUCACCUGAAGCUGGUCCUUCCAUGAUGGUGGCGGCCUUACGAACAGUGUCAUAUACUCUAAAGACUUUGGGAGAGGUUCCCUUUGAUUUUAAGGAAGUUCUUGACAACACUGUAGUUGCUGCGGUGUCGCAUUCUUCAAAGCUGGUUCGGAUUGAAGCUGCUUUAGCAUUACGUGCAAUGGCUGAAGUUGAUCCAACUUGUGUCAGUGGUUUAACUUCAUAUGGGGUGACCAAUCUUACUGCUUUAAGAGAGAGUGUUUCUUUUGAAAAGGGUAGCAAUUUACAGUUUGAACUUGAUUCUUUGCACGGGCAGGCUACUGUCUUGGCUGCUUUAGUCUCUAUUUCACCAAAAUUGCCUCUUGGUUACCCAGCAAGGCUUCCCAGAUUAGUGUUUGAGGUUUCAAAGAAAAUGCUGAUAGAAUAUAGCCACAAUCCGUCAGCAGCGACAGUUGAAAAAGAAGCUGGAUGGUUGCUUUUGUCAUCUUUAUUGGUUUCUUUACCUAAGGAGGAGCUUGAAGAGGAUGUCUUUGAUAUUCUAGCACUGUGGGCUACACUCUUUACAGGGAAUCCAGAAAAUGAAGUUGCAAAAACUGAUGAUUUAAUGUCAAGGAUAUAUGUAUGGUCUGCAGCUGUUCACGCACUUACAGCAUUUAUAAAAUGCUUUAUAUCUCCUGAUGUUAUGAAUGAUGGAGUUCUACUUCAACCCGUUCUUGUAUACCUUAACAGUGCAUUAUCAUACAUAUCGGCAUUAAAAGUCAAGGAGCUUCCGAACGUGAAGCCUGCAGUUGACACUUUCAUCAUCAAAACUUUAAUAGCUUAUCAAUCUGUCCCAGAUCCCGCGUCUUUUAAAAAUGACCACCCUCAGAUUAUUCAACUAUGUACAUUUCCGUUCAGACAUGCUUCAGAAUGUGAAGAAAGUUCAUGCUUGAGGAUGCUGUUAGACAAGAGAGAUGCAUGGUUGGGUCCGUGGAUUCCUGGAAGGGAUUGGUUUGAAGAUGAGCUCCGAGCUUUUCAAGGUGGAAAAGAUAGCAUCAUGCCCUGUGUAUGGGAGAAUGAAAUUUCUAGCUUUCCUCAGCCGGAGACAAUAAGCAAGACUUUGGUGAACCAGAUGCUUCUUUUCUUCGGGAUCUUAUUUUCUUCUCAGGAUAGUGGUGGCAUGCUGUCCCUUCUUGGUGUAAUUGAGCAGUGUCUGAAAGCUGGGAAAAAACAACACUGGCGCAAAUCUAGUAUAACCAAUAUUUGCGUGGGCUUACUUGCUGGGUUUAAGUCUUUGCUUUCUUUUCGACCACAAACAUUAGAACAAGAGAUUUUGGGGUUGGUGCAAUCUAUUUUUCAGAGUAUUUUGGUGGAGGGAGACAUUUGUGCAUCACAGCGUAGAGCAUCAUCUGAAGUUCUUGGAUAUUUAGCUCGAUUUGGAAAUGAUAUCUUCACUGCUAGAUUGACUAGAUCACUACUUGGUGAGCUAAAUGGAGCAACUGAUUCCUACUAUGCUGGAUCAAUUGCUUUGGCACUUGGCUGCAUUCAUCACAGUGCAGGAGGGAUUGCAUUGUCAACUUUAGUGCCUGCAACAGUGAGCUCUAUUACCGCGCUGGCUAAAAGUUUUAUCCCAAAUCUGCAGAUCUGGUCUAUGCAUGGACUUCUUUUAACUAUUGAAGCUGCAGGCCUGUCUUUUGUUUCUCAUGUCCAGGCAACUCUUUCCCUUGCUAUGGACAUUCUUUUAUCUGAUGAUAAUGGUUUGGCAGACGUUCAGCAGGGAGUUGGCCGCCUUAUAAAUGCUAUAGUUGCUGUUCUUGGUCCUGAGCUUGUACCAGGGAGCAUCUUUUUUUCACGCUCCAAGUCUGCCAUUGCUGAGAUAAGCUGUUGGCAAGAAACUUCAACAAUGCUUGAGAGUGCACGCUUCACUCAACAACUUGUUCUUUUUGCACCGAAAGCUGUUUCUGUGCACUCUCAUGUGCAGACUCUUCUCUCUACAUUGUCAUCAAGACAGCCAACUUUACGCCAUCUUGCAAUCUCUACUCUAAGACAUCUAAUUGAGAAAGAUCCGGCUUCUGUUAUUGUUGAGCAGAUUGAAGAUAACCUGUUCUUUAUGUUAGAUGAAGAAACUGAUUCAGAAAUUGGUAACUUAGUGCGAACCACUAUUAUGCGAUUACUCUAUGCAUCAUGUCCUUCAUGCCCUUCACAUUGGAUAUCAGUAUGUCGCAAAGUGGUCCUUGCAACGUCAAUGAGAAACACUGAAACUAAUAACAAUGCAGAAAGUGAUUUUUCAGAUGGUGAUUCAAGGUUGAACCUUAAUGAUGAAGAUAAUAUGGUUUCUGGCUCCAACAACACUCAGAACCAGUUUCAAACAUCCACCGGUGCAGCUAAUAGAGAGAAGUACCUCAGAUAUAGGACUAGACUUUUUGCUGCAGAAUGUUUGAGCCAUCUACCAGAUGCUGUAGGAAGAAAUCCUGCUCAUUUUGACCUCUUUUUGGCAAGGAAAGAACAUGCAAGUGGGAAGUCCCAUGGUGAUUGGCUAGUUCUCCACUUGCAAGAGUUAAUAUCACUUGCUUAUCAGAUUAGCACAAUCCAGUUUGAGAACAUGCAGCCAGUAGGCGUUAGUCUUCUUGGCACUAUUGUGGAUAAGUUUGAAAAAGCAGCUGACCCAGAGCUUCCUGAGCAUCUUCUACUUGAACAGUAUCAGGCCCAGCUAGUAUCUGCAGUUCGUACCACCUUGGACACAUCUUCUAGUCCUAGCUUAUUGGAGGCAGGCUUGCACUUGGCUACCAAGAUAUUAACAAGCGGAAUAAUCAGUGGAGAUCAAGUGGUGGUCAGGCGCAUAUUUUCUUUGAUUUCACGGCCACUGAAUGACUUUGAGGACAUUUAUUAUCCUUCGUUUGCGGAAUGGGUCACAAGCAAGAUCAAAGUAAGACUUCUGGCCGCUCAUGCUUCUCUCAAGUGUUAUAUAUAUGCAUCCAUGAGGAAGCACCAAGAUGGAGUUCCAGAUGAGUACUCGACAUUAUUACCAUUGUUCCAAAAGAGCUCGAGUGUUCUAGGGAAGUACUGGAUCCAUACAUUGAAGGAUUAUAGUUAUAUAAGCCUGUGCCUGAGCCCAAAGAGGAAGUGGAAUCUGUUUCUUGAUGGGCUGCAAUCACCUGUUGUUUCUUCAAAAUUACGGCCAUGCUUAGAUGAAUCUUGGCCUGUAAUUUUGCAAGCACUUGCAAUCGACUCAGUUCCAGUGAAUUCUGAAGGAGAUGAUUCCACCAAAGCCUCAGUCAAAGAAACUGACAAACAUAGUGCUGCUAAAUGUCAGUAUAGCAUGGUCCAAUUGAAGUUUGAAGAUUUCAAGUUCUUAUGGGGAUUUUCUCUUCUUGGUCUGUUUCAGUCACAACAUCCUAUCCUGUACAAACCAAUUAUACAGUUGGCUUUUGUUAAUGUGAAGCAUGGUGGGAACUCCCCAAGCGAUGAUGUGAACCCCCCAGGCUUGAAAUUAUAUGAAAUUGUACUACCAAUGUUUCAAUUUCUUUCAACUGAGAGUUUUUUUGGAGAGGGACUGCUUAACAUGGAUAUUUGUAAAGAACUGCUGCAGAUUCUUUCAUAUUCCACAUACAUGGAUAAUUCUUGGAAUAGUCUUGCAAUAUCAAUUUUAUCACAGGUUGCCAAAAAUUGCCCGGAAGAGAUUUUCAAUAGUGAAAAUUUUGCUUUGAUAACGAUGGAACUUUGUAUACACUACCUUUUAAAAAUAUUUCACAGAACUGACACAAUUUCAGUAGAUCAUCCAACCUCUGGAGAAAAUGUGAUACAUACACUAUGUAGCACAACUGUGGCAGUAAUUAAACGUAUUGAGAACAAGAUGACCCAACAUCCAAAAUCAAUGGUUCUAGCAUUAGUUUUAGUUGGCUACAAGUGUGUUAAGGAGGCUUCAACUGAGGUUUACUUAUCAGAAGCUAUUGACAUGGUCAACUGUACAAUACCUUUGUUAAAGAGAAUAAGUGAUGAUGAGGCUGCGCUGGAUGAUAGCAUUCUUCCUUUAAGAGAAAUGUUUGAAACUUGUCUGAGUGUUAUUGCUGCUUUGAUUAAGUAUGGCAUCGAGGAAUUCCAUUUGCAGGAGGUUAAGAGUUUAAACCAACGGAAACUAAUACAUGCAAAGCUUGCAUUUUCUCUUGAACAAAUCAUAUUAAUUGCGAAACUGGCUCUUGAAAGCAAAUAUGUUGAUAAUUGUGAAGCAAGCAAAUCCAUCUGUGUUAUUGCAAUAAGAUAUUGCGUUCGAUGUUUCCAAACUGUACUCAGCGAUUCCAAUAUGCAGGUCCAAGUUAUAGGUUUGCAAUUUCUUAAAGCCAGGAUUCAAAGAGGUGUUAAUACAGAAGAUAACUCAUUCUUAAUGUUUCUUGCUGGGGAGCUAAUUACUGAUAUUUUCACAUUGAUCCACAAAAUGUUAAAGCAGAAUACUCUAACGAAAGAGUCGGUAAACAUUGCCAGUGAAUGUUUAAGUCUCAUGGUGGUGUUACAAGCCCUAGCUAAAGGUAAUGACUGCCAGAGAAGUUUUAUGACCUUACUUCUGGAGGCCAUUGUCACGAUUUUCUUGUCAACAACCGACGGGUUUUCUCCGGAAAUAAGGGAUUUAAGAAACACAGCCAUCAAGCUUGUUUCUCGCCUUGCUCAAAUUCCUUCAUCAGCCAUGCAUUUCAAGGAUGUUUUACUAUCAAUGCCUCCUCUGCACCGCCAGGAACUUCAGGGGGUAAUACGAGCUUCUGUAACACAUGAUAAAAACCAAACAGAACUAAAAAUUCCAGUUUUGGAUAUUAAAAUGCCGAAGCCAGUGGGAGUAAGUGAAGAGAAACAUCCCGCACCUUCAGCUGCUGUGAUGAAAACAGAUGAGAAUAACGAGGAGGAAGAUGAUGACAGUGAAGAUGAUUGGGAUGCUUUUCAAUCUUUCCCAGUCUCUAAAAAUGAAGGUGGAGAUGAAUCAAACACAGAGCAUUCUGCCAAAGAGAAAGAUCCUAGCAUUGUUGAAAGCUCAUCAGAUAUGGAAGUUUCUACUGCAGAUGUUGAGUUUCAUGAUCAAACUGGUCCUGGGGUUAACGAGCCAAGUGACAAUGAGAAUCAAAAGAUGGAGGAAGAAUCGAAGAGCUCUAUACUUCAAGAAGUGCCAUCAUCAAUCUCAGGAAAUGAACUAAAUUCUCGUGAUCAGAAAUCAGAUGAUAAUGAACAGUAUAAUAGAGGUGAAGAAGAUGCUAAGGAAGAUGGUGUGGAUGAAAAUGAGAGUCAUGACUCUAAGCCAGGAAUGUCUGAAAGUCCAGCAGAAAAGGAACAUCCAGAGAUUGAGGAAGAAUUGCAAAGCUCUGGGCUUCAAGAAGAUGCAUUACCAAUCCCAGGAAUUGAACUAGUUUCUUGUGAUCAGAAGCCUGAAGUAGAAGCAGAAGGAUCAAUUAAAGAGGAAGUACCUGAUCAAGCAGUAUCAGAUUCUUCGGCACUUCAACAGGGAUUUUUUGAAUCAGAUAAUAAUGAACAGUAUAAUAGAUGUGAUGAAGAUGCUAAGAAAGACAAUCUGAAUAAAAAUGAGAGUCAUGACUCUCAGCAUGGAAUGUCUAAAAGUCCAGCUGAAAGUGCACAUCAAGAGGCGGAGGAAGAAUUGCGAAGUUCUGAGCUUCAAGAAGAGGUAUCCCCAAUCCCAGGAAAUGAACUAGUUUCUUGUGAUCAGAAUCCUGAGGUAGAAGCUGAAGGAUCAAUUGAAGAUGCACCUGAACAGGCAGUAUCAGAUCCUCCGGAACGUCAACAGGAUUGUGAUGAAGGCGGUAAGGAAGACGGUGUCGGUGAAAAUGAGAGUCAUGACCCUAAGCGAGGAACAUCUGAAAGUCCAGUAGAAAGUGCACAUCAAAAGAUGAACGAAGAAUUGGGAAGCUCCGAGCUUCAAGAAAAGGUGCCAUCAAUCCCAAGAAAUGAACUAGAUUCUUGUGAUCAGAAGCCUGAGGUAGAAGCUGAAGAACCAACUGAAGAGGAUGUUCCUGAACAGGUAGUAUCAGAUUCUCCGGAACGUCAACAGUGUGUUCUUGAGUCGGAUAAUAUUGAACAGAGGAACAGAUGUGAUGAAGACAAAAAGAAAGACGGUGUGAAUGAAAAUGAGAAUUACGACUCUAAGCAAGGAAUCUCUGAAAGUCAAGGAGAAAUUGCAUAUAAAGAGAUAGAGGAAAAAUUGGUAAGUUCAAUCGCUGGUAAUGAACUAGAUUCUUGUGAUCAGAAACCUGAGGUAGAAGCUAAAGGAUCAACUAACGAGGAUAUGCAUAAACAAGUUGUAUCAGAUUCUCCGUAGCUUCAAAAGGGUGUUUCUGAGUCAGAUAAUAAUGAACAGUGUAACAGAUGCGAUGAAUAUGCUAAGACUUGGUAAGUCAAACGUCGUAACUCAGCAAGGAAUGUGAAAGUCCAGUAGAAAGUGAACAGAAUAGUACAAAAUUAGAAUGAUUAGCUGAAGAGUGAAGACUAUAGAGAAUGAAAUAUUUGUCAGCCUGUAAUAUGUUGCAUGUAGUUUUUAUUUAUUAUUGCCUCACAUUGAUUUGCUAGUACACUGGGUUCCAAAUUUCCAUAGCUAGAGUUUUAUGACAUUCAACCUCUAUUCAGAAUUUGUUGCUGAGCUGAAUGAUGGAUUGCUAUCACAUUUAUUUCGGAGUUUUGAUGAUAUACUGAAAUUGUCAGUUAUGAACAA
This is a messenger RNA of Vicia villosa (hairy vetch), 8032 nucleotides long. Its product is annotated as protein SWEETIE-like. The transcript has 48 exons. The record is from RefSeq and is a predicted model, not a curated record. The coding region runs from base 200 to 7642 and encodes 2480 amino acids. NCBI's taxonomy places the organism in Eukaryota, Viridiplantae, Streptophyta, Magnoliopsida, Fabales, Fabaceae. Gene Ontology annotation, biological process: carbohydrate metabolic process.